Rattus norvegicus (Norway rat) is the source of this 5667-nucleotide messenger RNA. The record is from RefSeq and is a predicted model, not a curated record. Lineage: Eukaryota; Metazoa; Chordata; Mammalia; Rodentia; Muridae.
UCACUAAAAUGCCUGAGAAGGUGAUACAGUGGUAGAGUAACCACUUCCGGUCACACGAUGGGCUGUUAUACAGCCAUUAGAAUUGAGUGAGCUGUGUACCAGCUGACUUGGAAGCAGAAAUGUUUACACUGCUAAAUAAAAAAAAAAUGAGACUUAGACAUGGGUGUUGAACCCUACGCAAGGAUGGAGUUGACAGAUCAUGAAGACAUUAGGUGACAAAAUCAAAACCAAGACUAGCCCUGUGCUUGCUUUUUUUCCAGAUUGUUGGGGGAUAAAGGAAAUCAUGAUGAUUUUGUAGCAGAAAAAAAACAAUAUGAAAUUUACAGUUCCACAUCCACCAUGAAGCUUGACCAGAGCAGAGUCCCAUGGCUGCUUUUAGGCUACAGUAGCAGAGUUGUCAUUUCAGCAAACACCCUGCAGGCUACAAAGAAAAGAAUACAGGCUGCCUGGUUCUUUCUCGGAAAAACUUGUCAGUUCCUGGUUUACUGUUUCCCACACUUAAUAAUUCAGUAAAUUGAGUGCAUUUAUUUAUCUACUCAUCCAAUGCAUCAUUUAAUCAACUGAGGACAAAUGUCUACCAGUGGGGUUGGGCAGCAACCAGAGGCAAAUGAAAGCAGUCUUGUCCUAGAUCUGCCCCUCCACUUUUUUUCCUCAUGGUACCAUAGACUUACAUCCUGGUCCCCUUCACCAUCCAUCAUGUGCCCUGACCAUCUUGGUCUUUCCUAAGGAGGGAUACCUAAAAGAGUCCCCAUUGACUCCUGAUCUCUCAUCUCAUGAUUGAUGUCUAGAAAGACUCACCUUGAAACAGGUCAUGCUGUUGGUAUAAUUCUGAAGUUCUAAACACUCAAUCUUUACAUUUACAGCUUCUAUGACCCCCCAGAGAGGGUAGCUAAUAGUUUUCUACCUUAAGUCAUCGAUGGGAGCAGGUACCAGCCAUGGAGAAGGACAUGACAGCCUAUGUGUGUGAACCCUUGCAUAUAAAACCUAAGCCACUUCAAGACAUAUCCAGCAGUGCCUCAGACUCCAUGAGGAACCUAGAAGGUAGAUAUGUAUUACAGACCUGGGAGAAGUCUGGCUUGGAAGACCAGCUAAGGACUGGGGUGUGAGCUUUUAAGGCCCUGUCUUACUUUCGUCUUAUCCAUGUCCUGCACUUCACAAGGAACAGCUUGAUCUAUUGUUAGAACAGCAUUGGGUCAGUCACUAAGCCUUCCCCAACUUGCCUUUAGCUUGGUUGGAAGCCCAAUUGUCAGAGCUGGAAGAGAAGUGGCCAAGACCAAGAGGUGAAUGUAGAAGCCACAGGGCCCCAGAAUGGAGCCCAAUGGCACAGUUCAUUCCUGCUGCUUGGACUCUAUGGCAUUGAAAGUCACCAUCAGUGUGGUCCUUACCACGCUCAUCCUCAUCACCAUUGCUGGCAAUGUGGUCGUCUGCCUGGCUGUCAGCUUGAACCGUCGGCUCCGCAGUCUGACCAAUUGCUUCAUUGUGUCCCUGGCAGCCACUGACCUGCUUCUUGGACUCCUGGUGCUGCCCUUCUCUGCCAUUUACCAGCUGUCCUUCAAGUGGAGUUUUGGCCACGUCUUCUGCAACAUCUACACCAGCUUGGAUGUGAUGCUCUGCACGGCCUCCAUCCUCAACCUCUUCAUGAUCAGCUUGGACCGCUACUGCGCUGUCACGGACCCACUGCGGUACCCUGUGCUGGUCACCCCAGUUCGAGUUGCCAUCUCUUUGGUCUUUAUUUGGGUUAUUUCUAUCACCCUAUCCUUCCUCUCUAUUCACCUAGGAUGGAACAGCAGAAAUGGGACCAGAGGGGGCAAUGACACCUUCAAGUGCAAAGUCCAGGUCAAUGAGGUGUACGGACUGGUGGAUGGGCUGGUCACCUUCUACCUGCCUCUUCUCAUCAUGUGUGUCACUUACUACAGAAUCUUUAAGAUUGCCAGGGAGCAGGCCAAACGGAUCAACCACAUCAGCUCCUGGAAGGCAGCCACCAUCAGAGAGCACAAAGCCACCGUGACACUGGCGGCCGUCAUGGGAGCGUUCAUCAUCUGCUGGUUUCCUUACUUCACUGCAUUCGUUUACCGUGGGCUGAGAGGGGAUGAUGCCAUCAAUGAGGCGGUCGAGGGCAUUGUCCUAUGGUUGGGCUAUGCCAAUUCAGCCCUGAACCCCAUCCUGUACGCUGCUCUCAACAGAGACUUCCGCACGGCGUACCAACAGCUCUUCCACUGCAAGUUCGCAAGCCACAACUCUCACAAAACUUCCCUGAGGUUGAACAACUCUCUGCUGCCCAGGAGCCAGAGCCGAGAAGGUAGAUGGCAGGAGGAGAAGCCCUUGAAGCUCCAAGUGUGGAGUGGGACAGAACUCACACACCCCCAGGGAAACCCAAUCAGGAAAACAACACUGUCUUGCACCACACGCUCCAAUGGCCUCCCAAGCUGCUGCAAGAGCCUGUGGAGGCUUCGUUUCCUCAGGCAACACCUACAAGGAACCUCAGAGGAGCAAUCGGGGGAGCCACUGUCUGAGUAGACAGAAAGGACACAUCACAGGAAGGAAUGGGGGCGUUGCCCUAUGAGGCUGUCUAGAUCCUGCCCAGGACACCAAGAUACUGGCCUUAUUUCUUGGAUCUCUUUUCUGGAGCCCCUGUAGAUCAAGCCCCACCAAAACUACCAAGGACAAACUUCAGCCUGGAGGCUCACAGAACAUACAGAUCAGCUUCCCUGAGAGCAGAUUCCAGACAGGUACUUAGGCUUACUUAGGCUGAAUUCCCUGGGUUCAAAGCUCACGUUGGUGCUGGCCCUAGGAGUCAUGAGCAGAGAGAGCAGGGCAGAGACGUUUACACAUGUGUGCAUGGACACACUUCUAUAGAAAACAUGCACAUCUGCUGAGCAGGGCAAGGAAUGCGAUUAUACAGCACUGGCCCCACUCACUUCCUUGUGGGGGUCUCGAUAUGAGCAGAAAAAAAGAGAAGAGAAUGGGAGAGAAGGAAGAGGAGAAAAAUUGCCCUCCCUGAACACCUAACUAAGUUCUAGGUACUUUGCCUAUACAGGCUCUCAUAAUUUAUAUACAUACGCUUCGGAUAAACAUCACUGUCCAGACUUUACAGAGUCAGGGUAGUAUGGAAUGUACCUCAGGCCACUCAGCCAGAAAAUGUGCCUGAGAUAGAGGUACGCAGGGAAUACUCGGUGAGUGAAAGGGUGUGUGGGAAGAUGGAUGGAUGGAUGGUUGGAUAUAUAGAUGGAUGGACGAUGGAUGGAUGGAUGAUGGGUGGGUGGACGGAUGAAUGGAUGAGUAUAUAUGGAUGGAUGAUGGAUGAUAGAUUGAUGAAUGGAUGGAUGGAUGGGUAUAUAGAUGGAUGAUUGAUGGAUGGAGGGAUGAUGGAUGGAGGAUGGAUGGAUGGAGGAUGGAUGGAUGGGUAUAUAGAUGGAUGAUUGAUGGAUGGAUGGAGGAUGGAUGGAUGAUGGAUGGAUGGAUGGAUGAUAGAUUGAUGAAUGGAUGGAUGGAUGGGUAUAUAGAUGGAUGAUUGAUGGAUGGGUGGAGGAUGGAUGGAGGAUGGAUGGAGGAUGGAUGGAUGGAUGGAUGGAUGAAUGAAUGGUUGGAUGGAUGGAAAUCCAGGCUUAUGUCCAUGUUUUCUAAACGACAUUGACACUUGGAAGAGAAGCCAAGAUAGUUCCUUAACUCAGCUAACCCUCCUCUAGCAAGACUUAGCCCUUCAAGAAGCCCUCCAUGAUGAGCUACAGCCAUUGAUGGUGCCUGUUAUCAACAGGAAGGGGUGUACAGUGGACUUGUGGGGCAAAGUGUGUCUAUUGAGUCCCAGGCAAGAACAGGUAGAAGUUGGGAAGAUGCAAAGAGUACAAAUGUGUAGGCUGACCUAGUGCCACCCUCACCUGGCUACAUAACCAGGACAAUUCCUGGCCCUUUGGGCAGCUCUUUUACCCCUCUGUAUACAUGGAUUAAACUCCCUCUCUGUAGUUAGAGAACUACUGAAGAGGUGAAGUAGGUGAGCGCUCCAGAGAGAAGAGGCUGCCUGGGCUUCUCUCCCCUAGGGCUUCUCAAUGGCAUUGCCCUUCCUUGACUCCAACCCCUCCUUAAUACCUAUGUUUCCUUGGGUUUCCAAGACCCUCUCCUGCCCCCAACCCUGUCCACCUUUUAUGUGACUUCCCAGUCCUUGCCUUCCACAUGACCAUUGGAUACAACCACUCCCUGGAGCUCAGUGAUGGGACUUCUCACCUUGGCUGUCCCUUUGGGACCCCAUCUACAUCCACGACUUUUGUCACAAAACAGAAGGAGAUUAUUUACUGAUUCACAAUUGUAGGCAAAGCAUUAGCCCCUGGGUCACUUCCCCCUGCAUAUUUCAAAGGCACCUUACCUUUAACAACCUUGCCUUUAACAACCUUACCUUUAACAACCUUACCUUUAACAACCUUGCCUUUAACAUGUCCACACGUGCACUCUCCAGCUCCUCCCUCACCUGCUUCUCCCUUCUCAAGCACAGGACACAUCCUGGGCUUCAAAAGCCUUGGUCAUCCUUGGCCCCUCCUUUGACCAUGCUUCUUCUCAUGGGAGACAACUAGAGUCUUAGCUACAACACAUAACCGCCAUCCAAUUGAUAGUACUCAUCGUCCCUGUCUCACAUGACCCCGCUGCUAUAGUCUCCAUCGGGACAGCUGGAAAAGCUGCCUAGAUCUCUUUCCUACACCCACCCCACCCUCUUUCUCCCAUCAGCUCUCCACAAACAGCUUCAGUGGGCUGUGAAAACGCAUACCCUACUGUGUCACAUCCAGGAUGGAACCUUCUUUAGAGUGACCCGCUGACCUAGCCUUGUUAGCUUCCGUGUCCCUCUAGCCUCCCACUUCCCCAUCCCCUUCCUUCUCUUAAUUCCACUCCUGUUUGUCUUAGCAUUUUAUUUAGAUCUACUAUUUCUAGCAGACAAGGCACUCAGAGUGCUAUUUCCAUGACCUCAAAUGCUCCCUUCUCUUCUGGACAAGUUGACACCAUGAGACCUCAUCUAAAAUACCAUUUCCUAGAGGCUUUCUUCCUUAUCUGUCUGACCCUUCCUACACUAGGUCGUUGCCACACGCCACAGGGCUUUCUGUAGAAGCCAUUGGCUUGUUUAUAAUAUGAUAGUCAGCUGUGGUUUCUUGAACACCAUCUUCCUCCUCUACGCAUGAGUUCCUUCUGUUGACCUUUGCCUGGUGGGUCUCUGGAAGAGUAUUCACACAUAGUAGAAGUUGCCAGGGGAACAGGCAAAGAAUGGUCCACAGUAAUAUUUUAAGGGCUAGCCUGCCAAUGAGCUUCAAGGAGUAAUUUGGACUGAUGACUCCCAGAGAUGACCACCGAGUCUCUUAAUCAAAUUCCCUCUGAAAGCCCAAGAAACCCACUUAGACGUCUUCUUGGGAGUCUAUGGCAGGUGAGUCUCUUAAGUCACAGCCAACUACCUAGAGGUACAAGAUCUCUGGUGCAAAUGGAGCUGCAUGAUGAGAGAGACAACCAAUCAGGGCUCAAGACCACAGUGCCCAGGGGACAACCUGCCCCAUCAGAAGAUUCCUGCAAAUGUGAAGUUUCUGGAGCCUUUCUUAGCAGCACAGUUGGGGUGCACGAAGCCUGGGGGAAGGACCAGCUGAGGUGGAACUUCAAGUCCAUUCUGUGUUCAUGUUCCAAUAAAGUUAUCAAAGCACA